CGCAAAAGAGAAAAUUUUGUCAUUUGUAAAGACAGUCUCCAAGUCCAAACAAAGUGACUAACAUCAAAGUCAAAUAUGUUUAACAAUCAACUAAGUGCCAAGGAGCUCUACAGCACCAAUCCAGCUCAGUUUCUGCAGCGAUCUGGGUUCAGAAGUGACCAAGAGGAUUCAGCUUUUAAUUCCAGUCAGACUCUGAGUCAAAGUAACUCUCAGAUCAAUUCCCAGAUGGAGAAUUCACAAUCCAGUUCCUUCGACAUGUUCUCACAGAUGAUGAUGUCGCAGGGUGUUUCACAGCAGACAGAGAGUGCAAACAACCCACAAAAGUUCUACAUGAAGUACAUGUCCAAGGCACCGCUCUUCAACAAAGAAUCUGACAGAAAUAUUCAGCCAAGAAAAAGAAGUUUCCAAGAGCGAUUAGAGAAUAAUAAACAGAAAGCAAAGGAAAGAGAUGACAGGGACCUGAUAAACACCUUUGUUACGCUUGUCAAAGAUUGCACUGAGGAAGUCAGAUCCGCUGCUACGGACAUCAGAAAGAAUGUUGAUAAAAAUAUCUCCGAUACAGCCAGUCAGUUCGGCGAUCUUAUUCAGAAAAUAAAUGAAGAUCUGAAAAGUUACCAUGUGAAGUUAUUGGGUGCAAUGAAGAUCACAGAAGACCAGCAGGCCACACUUACAGACCUGCUUCAAAACAUUGCUGCUAAAGAUGCCAAGAUUGAGGUUCUUGAGAUGCAACUGGAAACUGCCAAGAAAGAGCGUGACGAGCGUGUCGUACACUCUCUCAUGGAGGUGUACACAGAACAACAAAAGAUAAACAGAGAACACAUUGACAAGAUGCAAGAGGAACAACAGGCUUUCUGCAAGACACAGAUCCAACAGCUUCAACAGGAUCAACAUCAGAGAAGUCUCCAUAAUGAAGCCGGGUCAUCAGAGGUCAUCGACAAGAGGGUCCGAGGUCUGCAGUCAGGUCAAAGGUUAAUGGCAGCACCGAUUAUGGACGGCGACAAUCGACCACGCUCCUGGCAAGCCGUGGCUCAGUAUGAGCAGAGCGGAUGUCAGAUUCAGUCAGGAAGCAGACAUCAAGAGAGUAUGAUCAAUCAGAUUCAUCCAAGCUAUCAUCUGAUUGGUGGCGCUACUCGUCAGAUGGUUGAACCAACCCUCAACCAUGGUAGCAAUGUCAGGCUUCCACCAUGGCCAGCACAGCCAAGUCUCCAAAACAGAGAGUCUUACCCACAGUGUGGUCUUCCUUACACCUACAACCAACCAGCUGUGACUCAACCUAGGUUGCCAAUUUCAAAUCAAGGAGGUGGCAAUCUUGGCCCAGAUGGUAGACCAUCUGGAUUCCACUUUCAACAGCAACAUGAAGCUGUACCUCAUUUGAUGUCUCCGACAAGUUCAGCCACCACAUCUGGACGGUGGAAUGCGAACAAGGUGAGGCCAUCACCAAUUGCUGCUGUCGCUCCCCAAGUGAUGAAGCCUCAAGAAGCUGUUCUUCCCACACAAGAACAACAAACCAAUCAGGGUAAUGAGGCACCAGUCCUUCAAGCUCCUACAAGAAAGAAGAAAGUUAGGAAGCCAUACCAGGUUGCAGUAAAGUCCAAGAGGCAGUCAGCAAGAGUCAAAGCUAAGAAGCCUAAUCCUGACACAGCUAACCAGAUGAAGAAGAAGCCAGAAACUCAACCACGUAUCAAGACAAGAAACAGUCAAACAGUCUCUGAAGUCAACACUACAAAGCCUCUCCAGGACCCAGAGGCCUGCCACUGGUUGAAAGAGGAAGAUGUUUAUGAGUUUAUUGAACCUCCUCAAAAAACUCUUCCAGUGGUGAGAAAGAGAAAAGCACCAAAGGAGAAAAACCCACAGGAAAGGCAGAACAGCAGGAGUCAGCGAAAGGCUUCCACAAAGGUGUCGCAGAAUGAUAACAUCUAUUCACAGAAGAGAGUUACCAGUGCAAAGAGUCUGAGUGCCAGCUCCAUCAAAGCCCCGAAAGAAAAGUUAGUGAAGAGUCGACAGAAUCAGACGAAUAAGAAAUCAAAGGAAAUGCAAUGCAAAAGUAGCUCUGUAGCUGAGAUUCAGAGCACUUGGGCUGAAGACUUGAGACAGGGGUUGGUUUCUCGAGAUGAAUCUGAGAUGGAAGUGGUGACUAUCCAUCAGCCAGCUUCAAAACCAGUCAGAAGGAAGCAGGUGCAAAGAAAAAACAAACAAGCAUCCAAACAAACCAUCAAAGGAGUAACCUCAAUGAAUCCAGCUAAGCAGCCAUCAGCAGUGAGUCUAGACACUAUGCCAUCUUACUCGGAUCACGAAGACAGCUCUGAAGACAUGAUAUUCUCAUUGAAACUGCCCGAUUCACCUUGGUUUCAGAAGUCCAGUUCGAAGCAACAAUCCCAUAGGGAUGUCUUUGAGGAACAAGUUGUACCUACAAGAGGCUCAGAUAUCUGCAGUACUCCUUACAUCCAGAUAAUACAUGAUGAUGAGAGCAGUGAUGAGACGGUGGUUACCCGCAAGCCACUUUCCAUGAGUUUUGGGAGUAAAGUGAGCAGACAGCAAGAGAAGAAACGAUGCCUGAGUAACUCUUCAUCAGCCGCGAUGGCCGAGAUCAGCAACGCACUUCGACUACAACAAAGCAAGAUCAGAAAAAUCAAGACUUAUUAGUAUCAAAUGUUCUAAACUUACGAGUAAAACAUGUCACCUGAACAUAAACUGAUAGUCUCAUUUGGUCAAAACUUUAGCAAAUAAAUAGAUGACAAACUAUUGAAAUUAUGAAUCAUCAUUCUGCUAUAUUGCAUGCCUCUGCUUACAAUGGAAUUCUGCGCUUCAACCGAUAGAAUUGUUAGCUUGGGAGGGCGCCGUCAGCGCAGUAUUCGGCAGCAAGCAGAGACACUGUACAUUUUUGGGGAGGAAACUUUUAAAGUGUUGACAGUUACUAUAGCAGGCUGUUGCCAAGAUUAAAAACUUUAAAAUGUUAAGAGUUUCUUGAAUUUCAUUUUACAUUUGAAACUGUUUGUCUGCAUGAUUCAUUGUCAGCUGUUCACAUGUUUUGAGAACAGUUAGUAGGUGUAAUAACUAAAGGGAGUUCUUGUUUUAGAGUUCUAAUUUAUGUAAACAAUUGUUACUUUAUACAAAAUAAAAAGUAUUAUAUAACACCCAAGCAGAUCCUUGCCAUUUGAUUGGAGGAUUGUCCGUCA
Asterias rubens (European starfish) is the source of this 3176-nucleotide messenger RNA. RefSeq lists its product as uncharacterized. The record is from RefSeq and is a predicted model, not a curated record. The transcript has 10 exons. NCBI's taxonomy places the organism in Eukaryota, Metazoa, Echinodermata, Asteroidea, Forcipulatida, Asteriidae. Bases 76 to 2643 code for a protein of 855 amino acids.